Molecule: messenger RNA, 2513 nt
Organism: Ruditapes philippinarum (Manila clam)
Lineage: Eukaryota; Metazoa; Mollusca; Bivalvia; Venerida; Veneridae
Exons: 2
Coding region: 46-492 (148 amino acids)
Source: RefSeq, a predicted model, not a curated record
CCGCAUCUUUCUAAUGUUUUUGUUUUGACGAAAAAUCGGGAAAAGAUGGAAAUGUUCACUGAAAAUAAAGACUAUGUUUUAGCAAUUUCAGUUCCAUUAACAGUUUUAUUUGUAAUUGCUUCAAUGUUAUACACGAUUCGUAAUAUUUCAAGGACAUCAGGAAAACCCAAAGUUGAAGAGAAAAAAAAAUCCAGUAACGAAAGUGAGACAGACGAGAAAGUUUCAGCCUCAGGUGAUAACAAUGAAAAAGCCCACAGCAAAAUUGAUCCAGUACAGUAUUGCGAACAUAUCCAAAGUGAAGUGAAGAAAGCACGGCAUAAAGUUGCUACUCAAGAAAUACGGCAAAAACUCACUGAAGAAGAUCUGAAAAAUGAAAAAGAAAUUCAACGCAAGCAAAUUGAAGACAUUUUCAAGCUGAUGGCACAACAUUCUGACAAGUUUGGUGUAUCAAGUGAAGAUGAUGUCGUGCAACAGAUGAAACUAUAUGUUUAGCAACAUUUAAACAUUUGUAAAAUAAUGUUACAGUAGAUUUAUAAUUACCUCAGUUCUUUGUAAAACAAGUAGUUCAUACAAGUAGUUGAUAAAGUACAUGUUUAAGAUGGUUAGACUAUAGAUCGAAGGGAACUAUUGGUAUUAUGGUCUUGUUUGAAUAUAGAUCAUUAUGUUAGUCACUGGGUCAUAUCAAGAGAAAAUCUUGCUGACACUAGGGACUUCUUAAUCAAGUUAAAAUUUGAGUUUAGGGUUUAAAACUUGAACAAUAUAGCUUAAAUCAUAUGAAAAUCUUGAUCCUUCUUUUUAUCAUAUGUAUAUACUAUAUACAUGUAUUUAACUUUACUGAGUGUGAAGAAAUGAAGAUAUGUUUAAAAUCCUUUGAAAACUGCAAAACCUUAGGCUUAUAUAUUGGGAAGUAGCUUUUCAGCCCAUGGCCUAUUACACCUUUACAAAAUAAAUAUAAAUAAAGUAAAAAUGGCUCUCCUUCAGGGUCACUUAUAUAACAUUGUCUUUAUAUGAAAAUCUCUCCUCAGAAAUUAAUAUUGUACAAUGUCCAUCAUUAGACAUUUGACAUGUAGCAUCACCUUGAAAUUUUCAAAAAAAGUUACUUUAAUGAUUUUUAAUCAUACCUUACUGAUUUAGGGUCAAAAUUGGCCACCUAUGGGGUUACAUAGUUUACAUAUAGAAAAACACAUUAAAAUCUUUUUUUGAAAAUAUAUAGCCUGGAGCUUUAGGCAUGACUUGUAGCAUGGCACAGUGAACCUUUUAUCUAAGAAAGGUGUUUUUGAAUCAUGGCCUUAUUGACAAAAUUACUCCAUCUUAGUGUGACCCAUUAGCCUACUUCAACAUUGAAGAAUAAUGUCACUUUCUAGCAUUAGAUCAUAUCUUGCGCAAUUUAGGGCCACAAUGUCAUACUUGUUUAGUGUUGUACUUCGCUUUAAUCUAAGAUUUUGUGUUAUUUUGAGAUAGAAAUGUUUAUUUGUUCUGUGUUUAUAUAGAUAUUUAUUUCUGCGAGUGUUAAAUGUUUAUUGUUAUGUUCUAAUGAAUGUUUCCUGUUCUUUGGAUAUUGUUGAUGUAAUGAUUGUGAUGAUUAAAGAUCUCUAUAUUAGGAAUCUUCAGGUAGUCAAAAGUUUUAUAUUGCUUUGAUUUUAAUACUUAAUUUAGUAUUAAAGAUAUCUUGUAUUAGUAUUAAAGAUAUCUUGUGUUUGAUUGAAAUUUUAUUUUUCAAUUUUUGAAGAAGAAAAAAUGCAACUUUAAAGAUCUGUCAUUUAUAAUAUGUUUAUUUUGCCAAACAGUUAAUUAUUUAAUCUAUUGAUUAUUUGAUCUAUUAAUUUGGAUUUUUAAUAAAAUCAAUUUUACUCCAUGACAGUAAAAAUCUUUUUUAAACGGUUCUAUUGACAGUUAUAUCCCACCAAAUUCACAGAGGGAUAUAUCAUAUAGAUUUGGUGUUGUCCAUUCCGCCUUCUGUCUGUCUAUCUGUCACAUAUUGACUGGAAUGUAACACUAAAACAAUUGUAGUUUUAUACAUGAAAGUAUUUUAGAUAACUAUAUUUUACCUGAAAGUGUGCAUAUGUCAUAUGUAUACAUUUAGGAGUCAGGGCUUUUUUCCACAGGCUGGGGGAGCAGCCCUUCCCUUAAUUUUUGGUGAAAAAUAAUAUGGUAUUUUUGUAAAAGGGGGAAAAAAACUUUGUCAAUUCAACUUUGGGUGAAAAAAAACAGCAUGAUUUUGAAGUAUUUUUCUUUGAGGAAGCUACCUGUAAAAGACCACUGCUAAAGAAGGGAAAAAGGCCCUGGGAGUGAUGCAAUGCAUAGGAAUUGUAACUGUUCUGUUAAUAAAGUUUGAAUUGUUGUUCUUUGUUAAAGGCAUUUUUUAAUUUUACCAAUAAAUAUUUGGUUAGAUUGCAAUGGAACUCGGCAUAAUGAUAAGAAGCCUACUAUCGUGACCGGAUAUCAGUUUGAAGAAUAUUGUAAUAUUACACCAUUUGUUCUGAAUUAGUUUUAAAUAAAGUUGUUGUAAAUUU